Phlebotomus papatasi is the source of this 4936-nucleotide messenger RNA. RefSeq names its product chromatin-remodeling ATPase INO80 (gene Ino80). Gene Ontology annotation, cellular component: nucleus; Ino80 complex. The record is from RefSeq and is a predicted model, not a curated record. The transcript is spliced from 10 exons. Gene Ontology annotation, molecular function: histone binding; DNA binding; ATP hydrolysis activity. Bases 147 to 4808 code for a protein of 1553 amino acids. NCBI's taxonomy places the organism in Eukaryota, Metazoa, Arthropoda, Insecta, Diptera, Psychodidae. Gene Ontology annotation, biological process: DNA-templated transcription; chromatin remodeling; DNA repair.
CGCUUCAAACAAUUUGAAAUUUGCGCUUUUUGAAUGCAGUGGAGACGCCUGGUGAUGGUCGAUAAUGCAGUGAAAAAUUUGCGAAAUUGGCGGCGAAAGUUUGACAGCCGGCUGAGCGUCAGUGUGUUAGUGAAAAAGUGUAAACAAUGUCCGAGAGAUCAAUUUCUGGUGUUUCUGGCCAAGUCCUGGCCAAGCCGUUGCAUAUUCAGCGCCUGGAGGCUGCUCUGGACAUGGGGCCCUUCAUGGCGUAUGCGCAGGAUUUCCUGUCGCAGCCUCUUUCCAGUUCUGACGACAGCGACAUUGAGGGGGAAGUUCCUGGCCAAAGUGGAAAGAUUUCCGGGGUUUCCACCUCCAAAGAGGAACGUACAAAUGACAAAAUUCGCGUGUACAAUUUCUCGAACGUUGGUCCGGAGAGAAAGUGGCUUCAGGACGUUCUCUUGAGUGACACAGAGUCUGGGUCUGAGAUGGGGGAGGAGGAAUAUGUGCGGGAGAUGCUGAAGAGUCAUUUGAGAGAGCGACAGUUGCGUACAAAGUUUUACAGGAAUGCAAAUAAUGCCCAAUUUGGGUACUACGGGGCUGGACUUUUGUCCAAUCAUGACAUGUUCCCGGAGCAUCAAAGGUCAAUUGUGGGCUCCCGGAAGAAGCGCUCGAAAGAGAAGAAACGUAAGAAGCGUCAGAAGCUGCCCAAGAUGGGCCAGGUGAAGAAGUCCGGGAAGCUCAAAAGGGAUUCCGUUGAGGGAGAUGUGGAUGUUGGGGAUGUAGAUUGGGAUGAUCAGAUAGGAGGCAUUAAGGUUGAGCUCGAUGAUGAUUUUGAUUCAAAGAGCCACAGUUCAGUGAGUGUAGCAACGCCCAAAGUGUCCGGAAGGGCCAGGAAGAAGGCUGCUCUGAUGAAGACGCCCGAAAUGAUGGCCGUUCGGAGGAGGAAGGUCUGGCAGCAGAUGGCCAAGAAGGAAUUGGGCAAAGUGCAGAGAGCCAAAGUGAAUAAUCACAAGGAGAUGCUGACGAAUUGCAAAAGAGUUGCAACUCUCUGCAUGAAGAUCUUCCGGCAGAAGGCUAUGCAGUCUCAGAAGAACAUGAAGGAGACCGUCUGGAGGGCUAAGAGGCUCACUAGGGAGAUGCAGGGCUACUGGAAAAGAUAUGAUCGAGUAGAGCGAGAAACUCGGCGCCGGAUGGAGAAGGAAGCGGAGGAGCAACGGAAGAUGGAUGUGGAGUUGAUAGAGGCAAAGAGGCAGCAGCGAAAGUUGAAUUUCUUGAUAACUCAAACGGAGCUCUAUGCUCAUUUUAUGUCCCGGAAAGUGGGCUUUGUGUCUGAAGAGGAACAGCGGAGGAUCCUCAAUCAGCUAGAUGAGGAGACCAAUCCACGCCUGGUGGCCAUUGAUGACUACAAUAGUGAAGUUAUGAAGCAGAGAGCGCAGAAGAAUGCCAGCGAUGCUUUUCAGACGGAACGGGCGAGGACACAGGAGUUCGAUGUUCAUGCCAAUCGAGUUCCUCAGCCGGGGCAGGAAGUGAUUGAGGAUGUGGCCCAGCCAGAGAUGUUCAAAGGUGUACUGAAGGGGUAUCAGAUUAAAGGGAUGACCUGGCUGGCGAAUUUGUACAAUCAGGGAAUUAGUGGGAUUCUGGCGGAUGAGAUGGGCUUGGGAAAGACUGUUCAGAGUAUUGCAUUUCUCUGUCAUAUUGCUGAGCAGUAUGGAGUUUGGGGUCCAUUUCUGAUCAUUAGUCCAGCUUCGACGCUGCACAAUUGGCAGCAGGAGAUGCAGAGAUUUGUUCCAGACUUCAAUGUUGUUCCCUAUUGGGGAUCUCCGCAUGAACGGAAGAUUCUGAGGCAGUUCUGGGAGCAAAAGGAUCUCCAUACCAAAGAUGCUAGUUUUCAUGUGGUUAUCACGAGUUAUCAGCUCGUGGUAUCGGAUUAUAAGUACUUCAAUCGGAUUAAGUGGCAAUAUAUGGUCCUGGAUGAGGCUCAGGCCAUUAAGAGUUCAUCAUCAGUUCGUUGGAAGCUUCUGUUGGGUUUCAAUUGUCGCAAUCGUCUUCUCCUGUCCGGAACUCCCAUUCAAAAUAGCAUGGCUGAGCUCUGGGCUCUACUGCAUUUCAUCAUGCCGACUCUCUUUGAUUCCCACGAAGAAUUCAAUGAGUGGUUCUCCAAGGACAUCGAAUCCCAUGCGGAGAACAAGACUGGAAUCGAUGAGAAGCAAAUCUCUCGACUUCAUAUGAUUCUCAAGCCAUUCAUGCUCAGAAGGAUAAAAAAGGAUGUUGAGAAUGAGCUUUCGGACAAAAUUGAGGUUAUGGUCUACUGUCCUCUAACAACUCGCCAGAAAUUCCUGUACAUGGCCCUGAAGAAGAAGAUCAGGAUUGAGGAUCUUCUGCAUUUCACGGUAGGAGGAGGCGAGGGACAUUCCAUGGAUAAGAAUUUCACUUCCAGUCUAAUGAAUCUCGUCAUGCAAUUCCGCAAAGUCUGCAAUCAUCCGGAAUUGUUUGAGCGGCGAGAUGCAAAGUCUCCCUUUGCCAUGAAAUGUCAAGACUACCUGCUGCCCAGGCUAGUCUUUGACGAUGGCAUGUUGCUGAGGAGCUUCCCGAGUCAGAGGCAUUUGCGUGAGAAUUGGUUCAAUGUGUUCAAGGCGGAAAAUGUGCAGAGAUCGUUGUUUCCGCGCCAUAAAAGUGAUAAAAUUGUCGAUUAUUCCACAAAGUUGGAACUGGGAUUGCAGAGCGGAUUCUCCUUCAUGAGAUUCACCAGAAUGUGUCCAGAUGAAGCUGAACAGCAUGGAGUGGCAGGCUUGAUUUAUCUACUCAAUUUCAUCUACAAACGCAUCGAGAUGCUCAAACUCCUUCGUCAUCGGAGGCUUUGGUGGAGUCAGAAAUCCCUUCCAAAGGAUGCUUUGCUCCUGGAGCCGAUGCUGGAGAAUUGCCUAAAUAGCAUUUUCUUCACCUUUGGCAGCGUCCUCAAGACUCUGGUUUUUACUGGAGUCAUUUCCUCAGUGUAUACUCAUGCUGACCAGACCAUUGUAUCCAUUCCCGAAACGAUGGAGCAUCGGAUAAUCCGAAGUAAGAAUCGACGGAAUGUGACGAAGAUUGAGGAGUUGAAGAUUGAUGUGGAGGAUAACAAAGUGGGCUUAAAGUCCGUGGUGAGUCCGCUGAAGAGCCCAACGGGGCUGCAUGUGAAGUUGCCAGCAAAAUCUCCCACAGGAUCAUCAAAAUCUCCAAUAUCCCCGACUCCCAAGACAAGUCAGGGAACUGGCUUGGCUCUGCUUCCAGAAUUCCCUCAUAAGAUUUAUCCUCCAAUGGUUCUCGAGUGCUGCCCAACGGAGAUGCCCAGUUUUGUUUAUGGUCUCCCGCCCAAAGUGCAGACAUCCGGAAGGGCUCUUUAUUGUGACAGCCGGGCAGCGAGAUGGGUAGAAAUCAGGCAUGAACAGUGUGAGAAUCCGGAAGGGAGGAAGCUGAUGAAAGGGGGAUUGGAGGUAGCUAAACCUCAUCUGGGAUGGUCAUACAUCACAAUUCCGGACAAGCAGACGUUGGUUUCUGAUGCCGGAAAACUCUAUGUUCUCGAUGGACUCCUGACCAGGCUCAAGUCUCAGGGGCAUCGAGUCCUUAUCUACUCCCAGAUGACCAAGAUGAUUGAUCUCCUGGAGGAGUACAUGUGGCAUCGGAAACACAGAUACAUGAGGCUCGAUGGAUCCAGUAAGAUCUCAGCCAGACGCGACAUGGUGGCAGAUUUCCAGACGCGCGCAGACAUCUUCGUGUUCCUGCUGUCGACUCGGGCUGGAGGAUUGGGCAUCAAUUUGACGGCAGCCGAUACGGUGAUCUUUUAUGACUCUGACUGGAAUCCCACGGUAGAUCAGCAAGCAAUGGAUCGUGCCCAUCGUUUGGGUCAGACCAAACAAGUCACGGUGUAUCGGCUCAUCUGCAAGGGAACCAUCGAGGAGAGAAUUUUGCAGAGGGCUCGCGAAAAGAGUGAGAUUCAACGGAUGGUCAUAAGUGGAGGCAAUUUUAAACCAGACACACUGAAACCAAAGGAAGUUGUAUCUCUGCUACUUGACGAUGAGGAAAUUGAGCUGAAGUAUCGCCAGAAGACUGAGGAGCGAAAGAACCUGGAGGAGUCAUCAAGAGCUGAGAAGGAUCGAGAUAGAAAGAGAAAAUUGACUCCAUCAAAUAAGGCCAUCGAUGGUUCUGCUAAGAAAGCACGCGAUGGUGGAAGUGGCAGCAAUUCGGGCGUGCUCCUAGAUGCCGAUGAGAUGGCAUUUUUGGAGUCUGGUGCCCCUAGUCCCGUGGCCAGUGAGAUUAGCCAUGGCAGUGGGAAGAUUUUGGAAGUUACCCCAGCAGAUGACUCCAGCAAUGAGGCUCUAGUUGUUGAUUGCGACAGUCCAGGUGGAUCUUCGGCGCCAGCUCCAUUCAGUAUGCAUAAAUCGCGACGAAGGCACAAUCCGCGUGGCACGAAAAGAGGACGUCCUCGAGGUUCACGUCGCGGCGGUGGCAACAGUCUGGGACGUCUGGAGGCAGUUGCAGCUCAUCUAUCAGCAGACGGCACUGCAGUGGGACCAUCGACGAGUGCUGGUGAUUUAUCGGGAGUCCAGCCGCCGGCUGUUCCGCCCAUCGUCCGUCGUGGACCCGGAAGACCAAGGCUGAAGAUCUCUGGGCCGCGGAAUCAGGGCUACAGAGGCAAACCACGACCCAGGAAGCCAAUUGGGCCUCUUGUGGUGCCACUUGGUCAGAGUCCGGGGCCAACACCUCCGGGAAGGAGUCCAGCACUAAGUCCGGCUCCAAGUCCUGCCCCAGAGAAAACCCAUGGCUUCUAUCAGCCCAUGAAUGAUAAUGUUUAGAAAAAAUAAAACUGGGAUUUCUCUUGGGCGAGGAUUUUCCCAGAAUUUUCCUCGGUUGUGUAAGAUUAUAUUGUCAAGUGUAGAUGUUCCUUUUUUUUGCAGAGAAAUACAGCAAUUAAAAAAGGUAA